AUUUGAAGUGAGCGUGAGAAACGGCGGGAUGUUAGACACGUCUUAAUGUUUGUGUGUGUUACUUGCCAAAUUUUCUUGUCUUUUUUUGAUGCAAUUUCUCUGUUUUAGGGAGAUUUUAGCAGGCCAUUAAAAAGUAGACAAAGUUUUUUUUUCAUCUUAUGAUUAGAGAGUUUCAAUCCGAGAUAUUCAAAGCUUCAUAUUUACCGGAUGACAUUGAAUUCCAGUAAAGAAUAUUUUUUGUACCAUAUUUAUAGAUAAUCUACAAAUGUUUACUCAUGCAGGAAGGACCUUUUCACAUGAAAACACUCUUGUGUAAAACAUGCGAAAUAUGCUUUUAUGCUAAGGAUUUCAAGUACUUGAUGGGCAGUAGCAAAUAUAUUAUGUUAUUUUCUUAAAUUAAGCUAAGUAGGAUUUCGCAACGUUUUCAAUAUGAAGACUGCAAAGCAAGAAAAAGGACAUGCAAAACCUUUCAGCAAAAAAACUUUUUAUUUGGAUUUGAAAUCCUUUAGGCAAGAAAAUAAUCUAGCUCAAGACAUAAAAAUCUUGGGUGGGAAACAAGAGUCAUUUUUGAGCAAAGAAGUUUCCUUUGUUGUUUCAGAUCGAAUAUCUCUUAAGCAUCACCUCCUGAAUUUAUCUGCACGUAAAUCUAACACUGCAUGUCCAAGUCCUCAACUUUUUAAUGACAGUGUCUUUGGUUUAUCUCCACUUCAUUUGACUUCUCCCGGUUUGGAACAAGAUGCUGCGCCAAUGUCUCGAGGACUUGCUCUUCUUCAGAAAGCUAGACUCCAGACGAAAGGUACUGGUGACAUAAUGGAAGUUUGCAAGCAAUGGAAUAUAAAAGUUUAUCAUGUUCAAAAAGUUUUAUCGUGGAUAGAAAAAUACAAGAACUUGUACAGGAAAUAUUAUCUUGCCUGGGUAAGAUCAUUAUGCAAAAAAAUUACAAU
Molecule: messenger RNA, 944 nt
Organism: Stegodyphus dumicola
Lineage: Eukaryota; Metazoa; Arthropoda; Arachnida; Araneae; Eresidae
Biological process (GO): regulation of cell cycle phase transition; positive regulation of nuclear cell cycle DNA replication
Cellular component (GO): Dbf4-dependent protein kinase complex
Molecular function (GO): nucleic acid binding; protein serine/threonine kinase activator activity; zinc ion binding
Source: RefSeq, a predicted model, not a curated record